This is a messenger RNA of Gopherus evgoodei (Goodes thornscrub tortoise), 2684 nucleotides long. RefSeq names its product 5'-aminolevulinate synthase 2 (gene ALAS2). Gene Ontology annotation, cellular component: mitochondrion; mitochondrial matrix. Bases 125 to 1918 code for a protein of 597 amino acids. The transcript has 11 exons. Gene Ontology annotation, molecular function: pyridoxal phosphate binding; 5-aminolevulinate synthase activity. NCBI's taxonomy places the organism in Eukaryota, Metazoa, Chordata, Testudines, Testudinidae. The record is from RefSeq and is a predicted model, not a curated record. Gene Ontology annotation, biological process: hemoglobin biosynthetic process; erythrocyte development; heme biosynthetic process.
GGCCUGGGCGGCUCCGUUAUGGGGUGGGGCUGGCGAGAGGGGGCCCAGGCAGCCUCUCAGGGGGUGUCAGUCAGUGCUGGUUGUUCGUCCUCAGUGCAGGACAACAGCACCACAAUCUGGCACAAUGGCUUCCUUCCUCCAGCGCUGCCCCUUCCUGACCCGGGACCCCAGCAUCUUCUUGCUCAAAGCUCGCCCCCUGCUGGUGAGCAGCGCCCAGCGAUGUCCCAUCAUGGUGGCCCGGACCCUGAUGGGCUCCUCCCCAGACCCGCAGAGGGGGAUGGACAACCCCAUCCCACUUGCAGCAGGAUCUGUCCCCCAGGAGUCGGAGACCCCAGAAACAGCCUCCAGCCCUUCCCAGACCCACUGCCCCUUCAUGGAGUUGGAGGUGCGGGACAGACGGAGCCGGAUCGUUCAGCGCGCUGGGCCAGAGGUGCAGGAGGAUGUGAAGGUCUACAAGGCAGACCCCCUCAGCUCUCUGCUCCUCGAGGUCCAGUCCAGCCUCCGAAAGAAAUUCCUGGGCCGUGACGGGCCAGGGCCUGACGCCCGGCUCCUCCCCACCCACCUGCUCCAGGACAAUCUGCCAGGAUCCGGAGCUUUCUCCUAUGAUUCCUUCCUGGAGGGGCGGCUGGAGGCCAAGCGCCGGGAUCACACCUAUCGCGUCUUCAAGACGGUGACGCGCCGGGCGGAUGCCUUCCCCUUCGCCCGGGAGGCCGCGGGCCCCGAGGUCUCGGUCUGGUGCAGCAAUGACUACCUGGCCAUGAGCCGCCACCCACGGGUGCUGCAGGCUGCCAUGGACGCCCUGCAGCACCAUGGCUUGGGGGCCGGGGGCACCAGGAACAUCUCGGGCACCAGCCAGUACCAUGUGGACCUGGAGCGGGAGCUGGCCCAGCUCCAUCGCAAAGACGCCGCCUUGUUGUUCUCCUCCUGCUACGUUGCCAACGACUCCACCCUCUUCACCCUCGCCAGGAUGAUGCCAGGCUGUGAGAUCUUCUCGGACGCGGGGAAUCACGCCUCCAUGAUCCAGGGGAUCCGCAACAGCGGGGUCCCCAAACACGUCUUCCGGCACAACGACCCCCAGCACCUGGCCCAGCUGCUGGGCCGCAGCCCCCCUGGCAUCCCCAAGAUUGUGGCCUUCGAGACUGUGCACUCCAUGGACGGUGGGAUCUGCCCCCUGGAGGAGCUGUGUGACGUGGCCCAUGAGCACGGCGCCCUCACCUUCGUGGACGAAGUUCACGCCGUGGGGCUGUACGGCGCCCGUGGGGCUGGCAUCGCGGAGCGUGACGGGGUGCUGGGCAAGGUCGACAUUGUCUCCGGCACCUUGGGGAAGGCCUUCGGCUGCGUUGGGGGGUACAUCGCCAGCACGGCGGCGCUGGUGGACACGGUUCGCUCCUACGCGGCCGGCUUCAUCUUCACCACCUCGCUGCCCCCCCCGGUGCUGGCCGGCGCCCUGGCCUCGCUGCGGGUGCUGGCUGGGCCCGAGGGCCGGGGGCUGCGCCGGGCCCACCAGCGCAACGUCAAGCACAUGCGGCAGCUGCUGAUGGACGCUGGGCUGCCCCUCGUCAGGUGCCCCAGCCACAUCAUCCCCAUCCGGGUGGGCGACGCGGCCUUGAACUCCCAGCUCUGCGACCUUCUCCUGUCCCAGCACAACAUCUACGUCCAAGCCAUCAACUACCCCACGGUGCCCCGGGGCGAGGAGCUGCUGCGCCUGGCACCCUCCCCCCACCACACGCCCCCCAUGAUGGACUACUUCGUGGAGCGCCUGGUGCAGGGCUGGCAGGACGUGGGGCUCCCCCUGCAGCCCCCCGCGUCCUCCGCCUGCCAUUUCUGCCAGCGGCCCCUGCACUUCGCCCUCAUGAGCGAGUGGGAGCGGGAUUCCUUCGGCAGCCUGGGGGCCCAGUGCGUCACCAGCAGUGCCUGAGCCCGGGAUGGACGCCCCCCCCCUGCGUGGGACGGACACCCCCCCCCGCUACACGGGGCAGACCCCCCGGCGUGACCUGACAAGGGCUCUAAAUAAAACCCACUCAGCUUGUGUCUGUGUCCCUGACUGCGUGGAACCCAGGGGUCCGGGCACCUAUCCCCCCACUGCUCCCCUCCCAGAGCCAGAGAGAGAACCCAGGAGUCCUGGCUCCCAGCCCCCCCGCUCUAACCAUCAGCCCCUGCUCCCCUCCCAGAGCCGGGGGGAGUACCCAGGAAUCCUGGCUCCCAGCCCCCCCUGUGCUGUAACCCACUGAAUCCUGGGCCAGGUUUUCCCCUGCCAUGUGGGCCCCUGGGCUCCCUGCCUGGUUGGUGGGGGGGCUGGCCCUAGGGGCCCCAUGUGGCGGGGGGGGGAUAAUCACAGUUGCACUUGGCUGUCGGGCAGCCCCACGGUGCUGGGGGGGGUGUGCCCAUCUUGCGCCCUCACUGCAGUCCACCUGCUCCGGAGGGGCUGGACCUCCCAACCUGCCCCUUCCGCCUAUUCCAGACCCAGGCUCCCCCCCCCCGCCCACCAAGGUUUCAGGAACUCACUGUAUCAGCCCCCCCCCAAAUCCCCAUCUGCAGCUGGGGCCCUUGGCAGCGGGGCUGGGGGGGUCCCAAGAUGCUGCAGCCUUUUGUUUCUGGAGGGGAGGGGGGUUGGCGGUUUUACAUGCUGCACUCCCUGGAAUUACAGUUCCUUUGUUCCCGGUCCCUGGUGUCCCAUGGGGGGG